Messenger RNA from Trichophyton verrucosum HKI 0517, 663 nucleotides. RefSeq lists its product as uncharacterized. The transcript has a single exon. The record is from RefSeq and is a predicted model, not a curated record. Lineage: Eukaryota; Fungi; Ascomycota; Eurotiomycetes; Onygenales; Arthrodermataceae. Bases 1 to 663 code for a protein of 220 amino acids.
AUGUGGCCGAAGGGUGAGGCAGAGGCAGAAGUAGAUGAAGAUGAAGACAGCAACAGAACAGAAGACGGAGACGAAGACGAAGACGACGGCGACAAAGAGACGAUGAAGAUACGACGAAGAGAGCGACAAGAGGCAACGGCCUGGCUUCGUCUCCUUUCGUUUCUUCUUCUCUCUGGCUUCCGUCGAGUUUCAGCAAGCGCCCGGAAGCAAAAGCGCCAGGACAGAUCGAAAUGGCCGGCCAGUGGAAGCGAAGAAGUAGAAGAAGCAAAAGGUACAGGCAGUCAAGAGGAUCGAGGAUCGAGGAUCGAGGAUGAGGAUAAGACGCUGCUUGCUGUUCAAACGGUGCAGUUUAUAUAUCUACAUCGGCCUGGCUAUAUAUACAACCAGGCUGAGCCCUCGCAGCGCGAUCAUCUUGCCGCUGCUUCGCCAUCGUCCGCCAGACGGGCUUGCUCUUGCAUGAGGGCUGAAACAUUUCCUCCAGCAGGAAGACUGCUCUACGGAGUAGCUAUUUACUGCUCACCCUUUUGGCCAGCAGCAGAAUGCGUUCUGGGGUUGCUCUCGUCUUACGUCGUUGGCUACAUAAUAAUACAUAUGGAGUACACAGACGGCCCUGAACUCGAUGCAAAAAGAUACGAAUGUGCGGGCGUUGUUUGCUAUGAAUAG